Penicillium alfredii is the source of this 2916-nucleotide messenger RNA. Its product is annotated as dynamin GTPase. Lineage: Eukaryota; Fungi; Ascomycota; Eurotiomycetes; Eurotiales; Aspergillaceae. Gene Ontology annotation, biological process: protein phosphorylation. The transcript has 5 exons. Gene Ontology annotation, molecular function: protein kinase activity; GTP binding; GTPase activity. The coding region runs from base 1 to 2916 and encodes 971 amino acids. The record is from RefSeq and is a predicted model, not a curated record. Gene Ontology annotation, cellular component: microtubule; membrane; cytoplasm.
AUGGGAGUUGGAGCUUCUGCUCAGGUCUACGAAGUUGAUGACCAGAUAGUUCUCAAGACUUCUUGGGUAUUCGAACAACCUGGGAGUAGUGCCCCUGGCAACGAUCGAUGGCACUACGCCUCAGACACCCUCUUUCGGUCCAACUUGUUACAAAACGAACGAACUGUACUACGACUGUUUCAACGACGGCCACACCCUCACAUUAUAGAAGCCAUCGAUGCCGAUCAACCUGAGGGAAUUUAUCUCCGCAGAUAUCACUCGUUGUCUGAAAAUAAAAUUCCCGCUCAGCUUCAUCGGAUUCGCUGGUACCGUGAUCUUACCGACGCACUUUGCCAUAUCCACAGCCUUGGCAUAGCCCAUGCAGAUGUACGGAUCGACAAUGUCCUCUUUGAUGAACAUGACCGUUCCAUUCUUUGCGAUUUUAGCGCCGCCAGCCCUCUUGGUCAGCCAAAUCCCGUUUUUCCGGAUCUUCCACUUCCAAUCAACGGUCCCUCGCCGACUUUAUCUGAGGCGACGGAUAUGUUUGCAAUGGGGUCGCUUAUUUUUCAGGUGGAGCAUGGAGCCAAGCCUGGGCUGUCUGUUGACAGUCAUGGUACAUUGGUUCUGCCCAAAAUACGAACCGAUCAUCAAAUCCUUGAUACGAUCAUUCGAAAAGCUUGGCUCGGGCACUAUAGCCGCACCUCAGAGAUGCUAGAACACCUUAAUUCUAUUGAUACGAACGGUGCUCGCCGUGCUCAUAGUAUCCAAAUUUGUUCGGGAUCAACGGAAUCGUUGAGAGAUCGCAUCAGAAAAUGGAGGGAGUGCCGUGAGAAUAAGUUUGAGGAUCCGGAGAGUUCGGAAAAACCAUGGACCGCGAUCGACUUCCGUCAGGUCGGAGACGAACUUGGUCUCCAAUCCUCGAGAACGUCCCAGCGACUCAAUCAAAUCGACCGUGUCCGCGCCAAAGGGGUUGGCGAUCAUGUUGCGCUACCUCAGAUAGUGGUAUGCGGAGAUCGAUCUGCUGGCAAAAGCUCUGUACUGGAAGGAAUUAGCGGGAUCCCUUUCCCUAGACAGGAUGGUUUAUGCACCAGAUUCGCGACGGAAACUGUCCUGAGACAUACGCUGCAAGCGAUUCGCAUGACUGCAACUAUAAACUCUCAUUCUUCGCGAGAUGAUGAGGAGAGGAGGCGCUUAGCCUCCUUCCAAAUGGAAUUCCGUGAAUUCGCUGAGCUUCCCGGGAUCAUCGAAGCUGCAGGUCAGUUUAUGGGUAUUCGUACCUCGGAAGAUCAUGCCGACGCUCCCGCUUUUGCCGCCGAUGUUCUACGACUGGAGUUAGUGGGCAAUACCGGACUGCAUUUGACGAUUGUUGAUCUACCCGGCUUGAUAUCGGUUUCCGAGAAUGAGCGCAACAUGCAGCUUGUUAAUGAUCUAGUUUAUUCUUACCUCGAAAGCUCGCGGACAAUCGUACUUGCGGUUGUUCCAGCAAGUAGUGAUGUUGAUACGCAAGGCAUUAUCCAACGAGUCCGUCGCUACGAUAAAGAUGGGCGGGUUGCACGUCUAGCGAAAAAUAUGGAUCGUACCAAGCUCAACCUGGGAUUUUUUCUGCUCAAGAACCCGGCUCCUGCCGAGUUGCGGGAGGGCCUGUCUCCCGCUGCCAGGAAGCGCGCAGAGCAAGCUUUCUUCUCCUGUGAACCAUGGAGUAGCCUAGGACUUGAUCCCUUGCGUGUUGGCAUCGAGAACCUUCAAGUGCUCCUCCAAGACCUUUUGGAUAGUCAUAUUGAACGUGAGCUCCCGAAAGUACGGAAGGAACUACGGGAGCUCCUCGAACGAAAUAGCCAGGAACUUGCUGGUCUUGGAAUGGAGCGAAAUACUGCUGGCCAGAUCCGGAUAUAUCUGACGCAGAUUAGCGCCGACUUCCAUGGGCUGGUGCGAGCUGGAAUCGACGGCGACUAUGGUGGUCGGGAUGCGAGUUUUUUCGACGUCUCAGAUAAGGACUUUACCAAUCGGCUGCGCGCUGUCGUCCAUCUCGAGAAUGAGAAAUUUGCGAAUCACAUGAGGGAAUACGGUCAGACACGGAAAGUUGUCUGUCGAAAAGACGACCAGUCCCUCGAGUCAACUUCUUCUGAUGAGGAUAUGGAGCCCUCUCUAAACAAAGAGGGCCAGAUCCUUGUUAAUAAGGAAGAAAUGGCCGCAUGGGUCAAGCAAGUUUAUCACCGGACACACGGCAGGGAAUUACCGGGAAACUAUAAUCACGCCCUACCUGCGGAGCUUUUCCAUUCGCAAUCCAUGCGCUGGGGCAAGAUCGCUCGUGGGCAUGUUGACGCCGUCGCGAACUUGGUCUCCACGUUCUUACAAGCAGCAAUGAAGUACGUGAUCAAGGAUUCCAAAGUCCGCCAAAAUGUCAAAAACUGCGUUGAGAAGUCUGUUCAAGGGAAUGUCAAGAUUGCGAUCGAUGAAUUGAACAUGUUGCUUGAGGACGAGGCGCGCCAGCCUAUCACGGACAAUAUCCAGAAGGCUCGAGGUGAUCAGUCAAAGAACCAAAUUCAAGAUUCAAUGUACAAUGCCAUCCGAACCGACUGGAACGGGAAUUUCCGUGUGAGCAAAUCGUCAGACGAAAUAGAAAAGCUCGUCACUUCACUUCAGCAAAGGGUGGUUGUCGAUAUGACGAUGCAGGCCUGCUCCGAAGCGCAGAACGAUCUUACUGCAUACUACAAAGUUGCCAUGAAAACGUUCGUCGACAAUGUUUGUAGACAGGUCAUUGAACGACAUAUCAUCGCGAAACUCUCGAGUGUUUUCGAACCCAUUCUUGUGAGCGGAUAUGAGACUGACGAAUUGCUUCGGAUGGCUGCAGAAUCCGCGCAGGUCAGUGUUCGCCGGGAUGAAGCACGUCACUUCCAGGAAGUGCUAGAAAGAACUCUGGAGGAUCUGAGUGUUUGA